This is a messenger RNA of Tinamus guttatus (white-throated tinamou), 1142 nucleotides long. The record is from RefSeq and is a predicted model, not a curated record. NCBI's taxonomy places the organism in Eukaryota, Metazoa, Chordata, Aves, Tinamiformes, Tinamidae.
AUGGCGUUGUCUUGUAAGGGUGUAUACUUUUCCUGCCGCUUCUUUGGGGUGCCCACAGGCCCGGCUGCUGUCGCAGAGUCUUGUGCCCUUGUGCCCUUGUGCGUGUUUGGGGCAGGUUGCGGCCCCCGACCAGCCGCGCGAGCUGUGGCGCUGCUGGCAGCCGACGUGCUGCAACGCGGCGUGCCCAGGGCUGCCUGCGUCGAGGGCUCCCUCACGUUGCCAGAGCAGACCCAAGGGGGAGAACGGGUGGUGCUCAGUCCUGCUGCUCUUCAGUCAGCUCUGAAAGGGGGAGUCACUUGCCGUGUUUGGCUGCAGUUCCACCAGCGCCUCCUGCUCCGCUGGAGAGGCCGGGGGCUGGUGCUGCAGAGCCACGCAAUGUGCAGCAUUUCCGUGCGCUGCUCGUUUUCCAUCUCAGGGGAAUCAUUUCCUCACAACGGGCUCUUCAAAAGUGCUAAAGAGAAGCAUGUGUGUGUGCGCUGUAGAGGAGAACUCGCAGCCAGACGGCGCCGCUUUGUCCCGCUCCGUCAAGAAAGCGCGGAGGUGGCGUCGGAUGCCUCCGAGGUCAGCGUCGUGCUGCAGGGCGAGAAGGUUUUCGGGUGGAAGUGGUGGGUGGAGGGGGCCGUCGCUUCCAACGGGGCCUCAAGGGUUUUAGGGCUGCUGGUGUGGACCCUAGUUGCUGGAACAGAAUACUUCCUAUACCCAGCCUUUGGCUGGGUGAUGUUUGUAGCUGUCUUCUACUGGGUUCUCACCGUCUUCUUCCUGAUCAUCUACAUGACAAUGACCUACACCAGGAUCCCCCAAGUGCCAUGGACCACGGUGGGUCUGUGUUUUAAUGGGAGUGCCUUCAUUUUGUACCUCAUUGCUGCCAUUGUAGAUGCAUCGUCAGUCACCAAGGACCUGGACAGUCACAAUUACAACAGCUGGGCAGCUUCUUCCUUCUUUGCCUUCCUGGUUACCUCCUGCUAUGCUGGGAAUACCUAUUUUAGCUUUAUAUCUUGGCGAUCACGAACUUUGCAGUAAAUAUUUACCUACAGUGUGCUUUGUAUUCUAAAAUACCUUGAGGAUUGUGCUCAUGACGGAAGUCUGGAAGAGGGGUGAGGUCUUUUGGGAUAUUUCUAUUAAAACUGACAUAAUGUAUUUUA